CACUAUACAGAAUAAUGUAAACAAUAAUAAACCUGUAGACCUUAUAAAAUUUAUAAAUUAGUUAAAAUUAGUUGUGCUAAAUUUAACAUAAUCAUCAAUCAUAUAAUUUUUCAACUUGAUAGAGAACAAGACAGUAUUUUUGUUUAUAACAUAGAAAGAUUCUAGAUGAAUAAAGUUUUUAUAUUUUUUAGAAACCAUGACAGAUGUAUUUGAUCUUGGUGGUGGGGGAGAUGUCAAGAAACUUGAAAAGGACCUGACUUCUUUUCUUGGACCCUACGAACCAAUUAUCAUGAAAGCUCAGAGUUUACUUGUAUGGGAAUAUCCAUGGCGAAGUGCACUUUUAUUCAUUGCUAUUCAUGUAGUGUUCUGGCUUAUUAGCACCACUUCAUCAAAGUUUAUCUUUUUGUUGAGUGUGGCAGUAAUGUGUAUAGUCUUCAUUGAUACUUGGAAAAAUAAAAUAUGGCCUGAAAUUAGAGUUCCUCCUACAGAACCAGAGGACAGAGAUGGUUGGACUCCAGUUCAUCCACGAUUGCUGAGUGUGCCUGAACUAAGUACUCAUUUAAGUCAAACAAUUGACUUCAUUUUAAGAGCAUCAAGGUCUGUCCGUGAAUAUAGAAUCUCUCAUCCUCUUGUGUUUUGCUUGGGGAACACAGCCCUAUUCACUGUCACAGCUCUCAUUGGCUACUAUGUCUCAGGGUUCAUGCUACUUUACAUUUCAAUACUGAGUUUAAUGUUAUGGCCUUCUGUGUUGUACCAUUCCUUACUAAGAAAAAUUUAUGUCAAGCUGGAGCCUUGCUUCAUGCUCUUAGAAUACCAUUUGAGAAAUGCCUGUAAAUCUGUAACAACAUUAGGUGGACGAAUAAAUACUUCAAGACUUUACACAUCAGCCAGUGACAAGGGUACCUGUGUAGAGGUAGAUGAGGAUGACUUUUUACCACAGGCUGAUCCAGACAUUGCAGCAGCUUUAGCUAAAGCCAUCACAGACAGUGAAGAUGAAGCUGGAACCUCUUCAAUACCUACCCCAGGACUCUCAAAAAAUCCAUCCUUUAGUGACACUGAAAAUGAAACUCAAGAAAUAGACUUUGAGCCUGACAUCAACCAGAUGCCAUCCUUUGAUGAUCUUGACAACACGGAUGAUGAGAUGGAGUUCCCCUCCUUGACGACUGAAAGCAGUGCUCACCACUCAAGCCGCCUCAGUGCCCUUCAGUUUGCUGCUGCUCAUUUUGGAGAUUCAGAGUCUGAGGAUGAGCAGAUUCCUGCUAAAGAGCUUGACUUUCUUGAUGCUCCCAGCAGCAGCAGUGCCGCUAGCACCUCCUCGUCCCAGUCAGCUUUGUCUUCAAUAGCUGGGGCGCUGGUUGCUCGGACUAUAUCCACCAUGAUGGAAUCAGCUAUGCAAGGCUUGACCUCUCUCAGCCAGGGCCAGACAGCCUCAUCAUCAAGUUUAAUUUCACGAAACGGAUCAAAGAUAACCUACACGCGAACUGAAGAAGGGGAGAGCAUUGACUUCCAAAAUCCUGAACCCCCAAUAUAUGAGUCAGAUGAAGAAGAUGUUGAUGAUGAUGACGGCAGAGAACAAAUAGCUGAAAUUGAAAAAGAUUUUGAUUUCUUAACAGAUAUGGAUCCAGACACUGAAGAUAAUUAAUACUUGGUGGUUUUUUGCUUAUAAUGAUGGAUUUCUUAAAUAUAGUAAAAAAACCUGUUGUUAUAAACUGCAGCAACUCUUACCAAUGUACAUCAGAGGUUUUUCAAUUAGCCGUAGAGUAACUUUACAGGUCUUUUUAAAAAUAUCACCUUCUUAUACAUUUUAAGUGAAAAGCUGUGAGAAUUCUUGAUAUAAUUUAAAUAACAUUAAUGGGUCAUAAGAAAAUUGGGAAACUCCUGAUGUAGAUGUAAAGAAAAUUAAUGUUGGAUUGGAAGCAGUUCAUCAUAUUUUUUACCUACAGCAAGUUUUAGUUAGAAUGUAGCUGACCUAAUUAUAGUUUUAUUGAGUCUUUUAUUUUUGUUUGCUAUAUAGUUUUAAGUACAUCCUUGGGCUAAAAUUAGUGGUGACUCAAAAGUGUGAGCAAAGACUUUGUUUAGCCGUAGCACAUUAAAAAAACAAAUCUCGCCUUAUGCUAGUCUUGCAUUAUCAAACAUGAUACAUUAUUUACUCAUUAUUUUUUGCUGAACUCAUAACAGGAUGGUCUACUUUUAUUAAACCUGCCAGAUAUUUUAGACUAAGUCGAUCCAACUUAUUACCUGCCCUUCUUGAAUCUUAGAAUUUAUAUAGGCCUUUGACGAUGUGUUGGCCACGCGUUUUCUUAUUAUAUCUCCAUAGAAAUAGACCACAACAUGUGUACUGUAGAAGGCUGUUCCAUAAGUAAACUAAUUUGGUCAUUAUUUUAAACAGCGAUGUCAGUUAAAUUAAUUUUGCUUGUGAUUCUAAAGUAAGGUAAUUUUAAUUUUUGAAAAAAUUAAAUCUCCCUGUGAUUAAGGUGCAUUUUAAUUUAUUAAAGUUCAUAGUAUAUAACAUCCACCAUCAAACUUUACAUCUAACAGUGAAAACAAAAGUAACAUACAUCAGUUUGUGGAUUUAAUUUUUAAAGAAUUUAAUUUAUAUGGAAUCAAAACAUGCAAUUAUUUCUUUCAUUAUUUUGUGCUAUACUAUCUAUGCAUUGUGGUUGAACGUGUUUUAAAUCAGCUGUAUAGUUUGUUUCUUAUUGUAAUUGUAUGUUUUUGUAUUUUGUGAAAACAAUUUUUUUUUUAAAUUAGGCAAAACAUUUUUUAGAACCUGUGUUAUUUAUGGACAUUUUUCAGAACAUCUUAUUAUGUUUUGAUGAGUGUCUAAAAGUUUUUUAAAAAUUUGGACUUUGUAAAAUGUCCACUUAGACCUUUGAAAAUAUCCAGCUGAUUUUCUUUUAACCUUUAAAGCGCGCCAAACCACGAUUGUGGCUUUGCUGUUACACAACUUAUAAUGUGUAAGGCCGCGUGGCGCGUGCUUUAAUUGUUAAGGUAGGCAUUUUUAACACAUGUGAAAUAAUUUUAAUGCGAUUUUGUUAUAAAAAGGUGAAAAUUUUAAUGAAAGUUUUUUAUUUAGAAAAUUGAAACUGAUCUGGUAAUAAAAAUGUGUGCUUUACAAUACUUCAACAUUAAUUUAAACAUUCUUUUAUCCUGAUACAUUUAUUUACAAAAUGUUCCUUACUCAGUUGUAAUUAUAGUAAAAUAUGUAUAUAAUAUGAUGGUUCAGGACACAAAAAGGUAAUGUAUUUUUAAAAAAAUUACUUUAAUGUUUUAAAGUUAAAAAUUUUUUUUCCCCUAGCCUUAGGCAGCUUGACUUUCUGUUAGAAAAAAAAAUGUCAUUACUCCUGCAUCUAAGUGUUUUAUUUUCAUCCUAUCAUCCUUAUUGUGACUUCUGAGACCACUUGGUUUCUCUAAAUGUUUCACUGUGUGCCAUUUUCAGCCCAGUUUUAAAGUUUGAAAUGCAAUACUUCACCCCAUAUUUAAUUUCCUUAUGCUUGCUUUGUGGCUUCCUAUUAGAUGUAUAUGUGCCUCAUUUAAAAAAAGAAUUAAAUAGUUAUGUGCUGUUAAAUUUAGUUGGUAGUGGUGUUGUUCAUCUAGUAAACUGGGUUUUUAAGUGUUAUUUCUGUUGUUUACUAUUGAGAAAAACCUCUCCACAUAAUUGCUGCAGUAGCAAUUUUAAGGCUGUGUUGUACCGGUUUAGUGCUUUUGUACUGAUUAAAACUGUGAUUAAAAAUACCAUAGCUGUUUUUUAUAUCAAAUGUUUUUUUUUUAUUAUUAUGAACGUUUAACAAUAUUUUCUUGUUAUACUUUUAAUUUCAGUUUUCUUUCUAGUUUUUGUAAUAGUUAACUAAUAUUUGAGAUCACACCUAAUUCAAACAUCCCUUAUGUGCUAAACUGUACUUUUUCUUCUUUCUACCUGAAUCUGAAAUAUAAUCUGUUCCACUUGAAACGAUGUUAAAAAAGUUCUUUAAGGUUUUCAGAUUACAACCACUGGCUAACAUUCCAAGAAUCUGACAUACCAAGUGACUUUGGUGCUAGUUUGCUGUUUCACAACCAGAGGCAUCAUCUCAUGGUGAUCUAGAGACUAGACCAAACCUGCUCUUUUAACUUGUAGGUCUGUGUGAUUUUUUAAUGGUUUGCUUACACUUAUAGAUUUCUUUCUAAUGUUUAGAUGUGUAGGGUCGAAUGGAGUUGAGAAAUAUCUGUAUUUGUAUUUCUGAGUGGUGUGAUACCAUGUUGUACAGUAGAGAUGCUAUCUUUUUCCUUAGGUUUUGGCAUGCUACUGUGAAGGGUUCAAAUUUUUCUGUGUGGAUUAUGUCCCUUAGUAUCCAGCCCUGACUUAAUAUGUUAGUCAGGGGGGGGGUCAGCAUUGUGCUUGUUACAUAUACCAUUUUCUUUAGCCCUAGAAAUGAGUUUGCUUUUUUAACUUCUAAAUUAUGUCUCAGUGGUCUUUUUUUUUUACUUUACAUAAACGGUUUAUUUAAGCACUUCAUUUUUUUUCUACAUUAAAAAUACUUAAGUGAGUUAAAACAAAUUUUGUAUCACUUUAUAAUUGUAAAAAAAUAAAACAAAAGAAUAAGUUUUUAAAUGCCUAAAUUAAUCAAGUAGUCCUAUGUGACAAUACUGAUUUUUAAAAUACUUUUAAGCAGGAUUGUAUAUUUUAUUUAAACUUUCUUUACUUUAAUUAACAAGUUGUCAUAUUUAAACUUGACUUUUUUUAAGGCUCCGUAAAUUAUAAAUUACGUAAUAUUAUUUAUUGAAUAGAAGGCUUGUGACAGCGCGAGUUGAUUGGGUGAAAACAAAUAGUCUUGUAUUUUUUUUGUUGGGGUUGAAUUAUUGUACAAUAAAAGUUCAUAGUA
Molecule: messenger RNA, 4859 nt
Organism: Physella acuta
Lineage: Eukaryota; Metazoa; Mollusca; Gastropoda; Physidae
Product: reticulophagy regulator 3
Biological process (GO): reticulophagy
Source: RefSeq, a predicted model, not a curated record